Acanthopagrus latus (yellowfin seabream) is the source of this 3331-nucleotide messenger RNA. Its product is annotated as discoidin, CUB and LCCL domain-containing protein 1. The coding region runs from base 124 to 2073 and encodes 649 amino acids. NCBI's taxonomy places the organism in Eukaryota, Metazoa, Chordata, Actinopteri, Spariformes, Sparidae. The record is from RefSeq and is a predicted model, not a curated record. The transcript is spliced from 15 exons.
CGAGCUUGCCGCUAGAGGCCAAUGGUAAAUAUUCAGUACUUUGUAUUCCAACUUUUUACUGAGGCCAGAAGCUCGAGCCAUCCGGGCUUGCACCUUACUUUUCCACGCUGAGCUCUGGAAAACAUGCCUGCAAAGUGCGAAAACAUCCAGGAUGCUUUGAAGUCUCUAAUUGCCGCUUUCUGGAUCACUUUUAGCGUCUGUUCCGUUGGUGUUGACGGUCAGGAGGGUAAUGGCUGUGGACACACAGUGCUGGGCACAGAGUCUGGCACACUGGCGUCGCAGAGCUACCCAGGCACCUACCCGAGUAACACCUGGUGUAAGUGGAGGCUCCGCGUGGCGGAGGGUCGCACGCUGCGACUGCUGUUUGGGGAUUUUGACAUUGAAAGCAGUCCAGGCUGCAGCAACGGCUCUCUCGUGAUCACUGACAUCAAUGGAGAACAAAGUCUGGGUCCAGUGUGUGGGAAGCUUGAUGCAUCACAGAAGAAUGUGACACUUAAAAGUAGUGAAGUAAUAAUAAUCUUCAGGUCAGGCCCUCACCGCUCUGGUCGAGGGUUUCUACUGUCCUACGCCUCAGACCAGUAUCCAGAUCUCAUUUCAUGUUUACAACGAGGAUCUCAUUUUAGCUCGCAGCAUUUGAGUGUUUACUGCCCUGCUGGAUGUAAGAACGUCACAGGGGAUGUUUGGGGAAACUCUGAACAAGGUUACAGAGAUACCUCAGUCUUGUGCAAGUCUGCAGUCCAUGCUGGAGCUGUGACUGAUAGUCUGGGAGGUCAUGUCACUGUGAAUCGUGGGAGAAGUCUCACACUCUACGAGUCCACCUUUGCCAAUGGAAUCCUUUCAAAAAUGGGAUCAUUAUCUGAAAAGAAGCUGCUCAUCAGCAAAGAAUGCAACAACAUCCUGAGUGUUUCUGGCUUAAAUGCCUCAUCAUUCUGGGAUAAAACCAGUCAGGAGAACUCAGUGGUCCGGUCCUCCAGAAACAUACCCUGGGCAGCAGGCAGUAAUGAUCUGAACCCAUGGGUGGAGCUGGAGCUGAGUGACAGAAGCACUAUCACUGGGAUUAUAACAACGGGAUCAAAUGAGUACUACAUAGAAUCAUACAUUCUUCUUUUCAGCAAGGACAGAAAGAGUUGGAAGCUUUACAAAGGUGCUCUCAGCAAAGAAAAAAAGGUGUUUGAGGCCUACACCGAUGGCCACUUGAGGGUUCUCAACAGCUUUUUCCCUCCUGUGGUGGCUCGGUUUAUCCGGCUUCAGCCACUGAGCUGGCAUGGCCGUGCCUCAGUUCAGGUCCAAGUUUUGGGCUGCCCCGUUGCCAAGGUCACACCAAGGUCACGCUCACCUGCUGAAUCUCCACCCAUCAAAGUGAACUUGGGCACACCACGCACAAGUCCCGCUCCCACUCCCACAGAGGGUCCAGUGUUGGUGGAAACAAGACUGAGUUCCAGUCAGCCAGUAAUAGUGGCAGUGGGAGUGGUGCUGGCGCUGUUGAUGUGCGGCAGUUGUUUGUUGGCUGGAGUCUGGUGGAAGCGAAGAAAAAAAGAUUCACAGCUGAAGUACUCCUUACCCACAAUAGAUUGUCAGAGUUUCCAGGCAAAGAGUCUCCCCUGCCCACAAUCAGACCUCAUCUCCUACCCUCUGGAGCGAAAUGUCCACGAUGCUCUACCCAGCCCUCCUCUUAAUGACUAUGCCGAGCCUGCUGUUGGACAGAAAGUUGGUUCAACUUUCAGACCCUCCUCAGACGAGGGCUACACCACCCCCUUCACCUUCAGCCACUAUGACACUCCCGGAAACCUGCCGGAGUACGCUGAGCCUCUUCCCCCGGAGCCUGAGUACGCCACGCCGUUCAGUGAGCAGCUCUCGGACCCACACGGACCUCCUCUACCAGUCCCUAAUUCUGGUACCAGGACAACGUCCAGCCACACUCAGUAUGACUGCCCCUCACACAGGAUGCUAUCUAAUGGCUACUGCACUCCUGCUCUACAUGCCAGCGGCCCACGACCAGUCAGUGUUGUUUACGCUGAGCCCAAGUCAUGUGACUCUUUACUACGUAAGCACACGUAUGAGCAGCCGUUGUGAAUACAGCAGACAUGGAGAAAAAGACUCCUGAGACUUCUAAACUGUGACUUUGGAGCAGAGGACCACAUGAUGUGAUCUCCAGUGGACACUAAGCUGGACAGGGUCGUCCAGAGCAUACUGACAGAGCUGAACAUCCAGCGAGUGAUGUACAGAGUUAGGAAGAUACUUUGGACGACUAUGCAUAAAUGAGGGUACACCACUCAAAGUGGAUGUGGAUGCAGAUAUUUCCUUGUAGGAAGUAUGUAGAUGUACAGUGGAAAUGUCCUGUGAUGCACAGAGUGAAUGCAGGUUCAGUCAUCAGUGUCUCAGAGAUACUGUUUAUUGAAAUGUUUAAUCACAAACUGCACUUUCAGAAAACACAUACAGCAAUGUAUGUCUAUUUAACAGGUUAACGCAAAAAUAUACAUAUUGUGUGAAAUUUGUGUUCACAAUGUAUAAUUCCUACAUGUUAUAAAAAAAACUAAAAAAAACAUUUACUAAGCACUAUAAAGGGACACUGAAACAAAUGGUUACAUUUGAUGCUAUGAUUGUGUGUAACCACUAGGUGGCUCUCUUUAGCUUUAAACAUCUAACAGCAAUGUUUGUGUGCUGGUUUCCUCAGAUAAUUACCAUCCAUUUCUAACAUACUUACUGAAGUAACAAACGGUGGUUUAGAAAAUGAUUGGAUUACAGUAGUGUAACUAAAAAGGCACAACAGGUAAGGUGAUGCUGUGAUUAGGAAGGAGGAUCUGCCUAAUGUGGUGUCCUUGAGCAAGAAACACAUACCUCAGACAAACUCCAGAGCUGCUGUCAUGUUGGCUGGCAGAAUAUCACAAAACCGUGACAUUAUAAAACAAUUCCAUUAUGAGGAAUUCUUGUUUUUUGAAAGUCUUUACCACGGUGCAGCAACUUUCCCAUAAAUGAGAAACACUUAAAGAAUUAAGUGAAAAUACCAAGGUAUUCUUAAUGUUCCAUGCUAUGCAAAGUCCUUUGGAUUGUCUCAGAAUUUGUAUGGGAGAUACAGGUCUUAAACAAAUUAAAUUACUAAAGAUCUUAAUUUGUUGUUAACACUGGCUGAAAAUAGAAAAUUGUACUUUUUCCUGUUACAAGGGUCAGGUGGCAGUGAUAGUCAUCCAGUAUAUACGAAAGUGUUACUAAAAGACCCUCAGAAAUGUAAUUUUCUAGAAAUACUUUUGUGGUGUCACAUUUAGCGAUGAAUUCGCUAACCUCUUCUUCAGCUGAGUAAGGCACAAUAAAACAACUGUAUUCAGAAGAAGUA